Molecule: messenger RNA, 2657 nt
Organism: Scheffersomyces coipomensis
Lineage: Eukaryota; Fungi; Ascomycota; Pichiomycetes; Serinales; Debaryomycetaceae
Gene: RSM22
Product: mitochondrial 37S ribosomal protein RSM22
Exons: 1
Coding region: 204-2543 (779 amino acids)
Biological process (GO): translation
Cellular component (GO): mitochondrial small ribosomal subunit
Molecular function (GO): structural constituent of ribosome; methyltransferase activity
Source: RefSeq, a predicted model, not a curated record
UCUUUGAUAUUUCACUUAGGUUUUAUUUGAUUUUCAUUCGAUAGCUUUGGAAAAUGUCGCCAACCAAAAAUCUAACACUGCGACAUACAAGAUGUCGCGUUGAUCUAUUUUUUUUUUUUUGCUUCAUAUAUUUUUUUUUACAGAAAUCAGAGAUGUGAUAGUUGCAAACUUUAAACCAUCAGGAGGAAACAACCCAUACUAUAAUGCUUAGGCUAGCGAAAUAUAGUUCUCGUAUACCGAGAUCAUAUAUUUAUAAAUGUGAGAUAAGUUAUUUACAAACGGCAAAUUAUUCAAAUUCGAUACGGAGGGAGAAAUUCGAUAGUAAGACGUUUGAAUUCUUAACUGAUCCUAAUGCCAAAUUCACCAAUAUUCAUGAUAAUCCCACCACUAUCAACCAACAAGAUCCCCAACAUGUUUAUUCUCCAGGACAAUCACUUAUUCAGAAAGAUACAGAUUUGAUAUCUCCCUUUCGAAACCCAGAUGGAACAUUCAUAAAGGGUAACAAUGCUGAAGAAGCAAGAUUACAUGAUUUAACAUUAGAAGGAAGAGUUGAUAAAGCAGUUACCAAACUUCCAGAAGAGAUUUCCAAGGUUAUAAAUAAUAAUAUAUUAAGAUUGACUGUUCCUGAUAGAUUAAGAGAAAGAGUGGCUUUAAUAUAUCAAAGUUUAACUAAUGGUCAAAUUCAAAAGGCACCUGAAACAUCAUUAGAUUGUGAUGCUCAUAUCGGAGCUUUAUUCUUACAAGAGUAUAGUCAUUUAAGACAAGUAUUAUUGGAAUUACAAAAGAGAGUAGGUGCUGAUAAGUUCAAUCCUCAAAGAGUGUUGGAUAUAGGUUAUGGACCUGCUACUGGGUUAGUUGCUCUUAAUGAGAUCAUGGGUGAUGAAUGGGUUCCUGAAGUGAAAGAAUCAUAUAUUGUUGGAAGAAGUAAUAAUGAGAUGAAAAAAAGAGCUAAGAUUAUAUUAUCAAGACAAAUUAAUGAAAAUUUCAGCGAACCAGAAGAAGAAGUACAAGUUUCAGAAGAGAAAGCUCUGGAAGUUGUUGAAGAAGCUAUUGAAGAACAAGUAGAAGAACAACAAGAAAAUGAAGAAGAACAAAUUGAAGAAGAAUAUGUCGGUCCUAUCAAAAUAUCAUCAAUUUCAAUUCGUACAAAAUUAAGAGACACCUUACCUGUAUCCAAACAAUACGAUUUAAUCAUGGUCAAUAAUGCGUUAUUAACUCGAGAAUUCAAAUUUCCUCGUGAUAUAGAUGAAAACAUGAGCAUGGUAUUAAAAUUAUUAAAGCCAGGAGGUCAUUUAAUCUUAAUCCAACGUGGGAAUGCGGUUGGAUUUGAAACUAUUGCUCGUGCCAGACAAAUCAUGAUCAGACCUGAAUCUUACACAUCUGAGAUUGGUAAAAUUCCCAGACCUUAUUUAAGAGGGUCGAGUUUGAAACCACAGAAGAAGUUGAAGAAAGAGGAUCAAUUGAUUAAUGAUGAUUAUAUUGAGUUUGAGAAGGAAUUAUUGGAGAAGAUGGAACAAGAUGAAUUAGAACAGAUGUUGACUGAACAAGGUAAGGAAUUUGAAGAUGUUUUAAAUGAGAAAUUUGGUGAGACUACGGAAGAUGAUUUAAAAUUUGAUGGUGAAGAUGAAGGAGAAUUUGAAGUGAUCCCACUUGAAUCAGAAUCUCAAGUAGAGGAAGAUACUAAUAAGUUAAGUUCAGAAAGUAUGGAUUAUCAUAUUAAAAUCUUAGCUCCUUGUGCUCAUCAUAAGAAAUGUCCCUUACAAUUAGGAGAUCCUAAAUAUUACAAGAUCCCAUCUCAUAAACAUCGAUUAAACUUUUGUUCAUUUAAUAAAGUUGUGGAGAGACCUAAAUUCACCAUGGAAUUAAAAAGAGGGAAACGAUUAGCUACUAGUUGGGAUAAGAGUUCUGAAGAUGGAUUUGGAUUUGAUAAAAUGAGUAAAAAAUCAUUACAAUCAUUAGAAGGUAGUGGUAGACCUGGAGGUAAAAACACUGAGAAUGGAUCAUAUUCAUAUUUAAUUGCGGAAAGAAGUUUGAAUGAUACUGCUACUAUUCAAAAGAUUGAAAAUGAUCGAGAAUUUAAUAAUUAUGAUAUCCAGAAUAAAUUAGAUAUAAAUAAUUGGCCCCGAAUUAUUGAUGCUCCUCAUAAGAUUAAAAAGAAUGUUCAAAUGACAGUUUGUGCCCCCAGUGGUAAUAUUGAAGUUUGGCAAAUUCCUCGUAGUGUGGGGAAACAAGAAUAUCAUGAUGCUAGAAAAGUUGAACGAGGAGAUUUAUGGGCAUUAGAUAAAAAGAGUGUUACAGUUAAAAGUCAAUUAUCCGAUAAAGUAAAAGAUAAAUUAGAUGUGUUGUUAAAGACUCAAAAGAAGACAUUCCUUAAAGAGCAAAGAAAACAGAAAUGGAAGAGGAAAGUAGGUAAAUCAGAAGAAGAUUUCCAUGAUGAAUUAUAUGAUUCAAUGGCUACUGAAAUUGAAAAUUCUCAUCAAUAUAAAGCUCAAGGUAGAAGAGCAAACUAUGAUGUUGAUCCUAGAUCAUUUGAUGGAAAGUGAGUGGAGAGGAGAGGAUAUCUCAAAUAUAAAUAGAUUGAAAAACUAAAUAGUCACUUGUAUAUAUACACAAUCUUGUACAUAAUAAAAAUAAACGGAUUACUGGAAUUUACAAAA